AGGAGACCAGCUGGAAGGCACCAGCGGGAUCGCUGAGACCUUCCUGGGAGCAUCAGUGAGCGCAGAAAGCCGCGGCAGCUACCGGCUGCGGCGGCUAGGAGUCCAGUGCGAGUGAACCACGGCGGAGAGAAGGUCUCCCCAGGACAUCAUGAGGAGCGCCACCAAGCCCUGGAGUCCAGUUGCCAAAGCAGGCAGCCAUGGCCCUGAUCGCACUCGGCCCCUUGCUGGGACCCCUUCCGGCAUGAAGAGUUCCAAGUCUUCAACCUCGCUGGCCUUCGAGUCUCGGCUUAGUAAGCUCAAGAGAGCCAGCAGCGAGGACAUGCUCACCAAACCUGGCAGCGCCUCCUCAGGGGCAGUGCGCCUGAAGAAGACCUCAACCUCUGGAGCCAUCUCCGAGCUCACUGAGAGCCGCCUGAGGAGCAACCCAGGGACUAUUCCAGCAACCAAACGGACAGGCAUUCCAGCUCCACGGGAACUCUCAGUAACGAUCUCAAGAGAGAGGUCUGUGCCACGGGGUCCGUCCAGCUCAAAGAAGGUGAGCUCCAGUCCAACUUCCUCCUGCACCCCCACUCCCACCAAGCACCUGAGGACCACCUCUGCCAAACCUAAGCCAGAGCACAACGGCGCAGAGAAGGCGGUGCUCGAGACCCAGGUCCGGGAACUUCUGGCAGAAGCCAAAACUAAAGACAGUGAAAUCAACAGGCUUCGAAGUGAACUAAAGAAAUGUAAGGAGAGGUGGGCCCUGGGGACUGAGGACACUAGUGCUGCAGACCCGGGUACGGAGGGAACAUCAGCCCCAGUAGGUGACACAGAGCCUCUGAUAAGAACCCUGGAGGAGAAGAACAAGACCUUUCAGAAAGAGCUUGCUGACCUAGAGGAAGAAAACAAGGCCUUGAAGGAGAAACUGACUUACCUGGAGCAGUCACCAAAUUCGGAAGGGGCAGCAAGUCACACUGGUGACAGCAGCUGCCCAACAUCCAUCACACAGGAGUCCAGCUUUGGAAGCCCAGUUGGAAACGAACUGUCCAGUGAAACGGACGAGUACAGGAGAAGCGCACAUGGAAGCACGUUGCGGACAUCAGGAUCUUCAAGCAGUGAUGUCACCAAAGCCUCUCUGUCACCUGACGCCUCGGAUUUUGAGCAUAUCACUGCAGACACCCCAUCUCGGCCCCUGUCAGCCACUAGCUACCCCUUUAAGGGCUCCAAAUGCUCCCCUACUGGGAGCUCUCCAAACAAUGCCAGUGAGCUGUCCUUGGCGUCUCUCACUGAGAAGAUACAGAAGAUGGAGGAGAGUCAGCACAGCACGGCGGAGGAGCUGCAGGCUACCCUACAGGAACUGUCAGACCAGCAGCAGAUGGUGCAGGAGCUCACAGCCGAGAACGAGAAGCUGGUGGACGAGAAGACCAUUUUAGAGACCUCCUUCCACCAGCACCGGGAGAGGGCCGAACAGCUGAGCCAGGAAAACGAGAAGCUGAUCAGCCUUCUGCAGGAGCGGGUGACGACCGAGGAGCCCAGCGGCCCGGGAGCAAAGGUCCUGGAGCUGGAGCAGAGGUGCGCCGACAUUCUCGAGAAGAGCCGCUUUGAAAGAGAGAAGCUGCUCAACAUCCAGCAGCAGCUGACGUGCAGCCUGCGGAAGGUCGAGGAGGAAAACCAAGGAGCUGCGGACACGAUUAAACACCUCAAGGAAGAAAAUGAAAGGCUGAAUGGCUUCCUAGAGCGCGAACGGGGCAAUAGCACCGCCAUGGCCAAAACCUUGGAGGAGUUUAGGGCGACCGUGGAAGACCUGAAAGUGGAGAAUGGGUCUUUGAAGGCUCACUUGGAGGCUGAUAAGCAGAAGCCCGCGGAGGCCAGCAGCGCCGUGGGACAGACGGCGGAGAGCUUCGAGGUUCAGGAAAUGCUGAAAGUGGCUCGAGCUGAGAAGGACCAAUUGCAGCUGUCGUGCACGGAGCUCCGACAAGAGUUGCUGAAGGCAAAUGGUGAAGUUAAACACGUUUCCAGCCUGCUGGCUAAGAUGGAAAAAGAUUAUUCUUACCUGAAGGAGGUCUGUGAUCAUCAAGCAGAACAGCUGAGCAGAACCAGCCUAAAAUUACAAGAGAAAGCUUCAGAAAGUGAUGCAGAAAUCAAAGACAUGAAAGAGACUAUAUUUGAAUUGGAAGACCAGGUGGAACAGCAUCGAGCUGUCAAGCUACACAAUAACCAGCUCAUCAGUGAGCUGGAAAGCAGUGUGAUCAAACUAGAGGAGCAGAAGUCAGACCUGGAACGGCAACUAAAGACCCUCACAAAACAGAUAAAGGAGGAAACUGAGGAGUGGAGGCGGUUCCAGGCAGACCUGCAGACUGCAGUGGUUGUGGCCAACGACAUCAAGUGUGAGGCUCAGCAGGAACUGCGCACUGUGAAAAGGAGGUUGCUGGAGGAGGAAGAGAAAAAUGCCAGGCUACAGAAGGAGCUGGGGGACAUACAGGGACACAACAGACCUGUGACUGAAGAGUCAGAACCCCCGGAGGGCGAUGCUGCUGGCCGCUGGCGUGGAGUCUAUGUCAACAGAACAUCUGCAGCUCCUUCAGACUCUGCAACCACUGUAAAGUCACUGAUCAAGUCAUUUGACUUAGGACACUCAGGUGGAGCUGGACAGAGUAUUUCUGUCCACAAGACUCCCAGAAGCCCCCUGAGUGGAAUCCCGGUGAGGACUGCUCCGGCAGCUGCUGUCUCUCCAAUGCAGAGACAUUCAACUUACAGCAGCCUGCGGCCAGCCAGCAAAGGGAUGCCUCAGCGCCUAGAUCUGCCGGACCUUCCCCUCUCAGGGCUUCUGAAGGGAAGGGCCGAGGAUCGGAAGUCAGACCCUUACCUCCGGAAGAGUCCUUCGCUGGAGUCCCUGAGCAGACCCCCGUCCUUGGGCUUCGGGAACAGCAGGCUGCUGAGUGCGUCCACUGGGGGUCUGAAGCCAAGCAAGCUCAGUGUUGAAAGAAGAGACCCUCUGGCAGCCUUGGCCCGGGAGUAUGGUGGCUCUAAGCGUAAUGCACUCCUGAAAUGGUGUCAGAAGAAGACAGAAGGUUAUGCGAACAUUGACAUCACCAAUUUCAGCAGCAGCUGGAGCGAUGGGCUGGCCCUCUGUGCUCUGCUGCACACAUACCUGCCUGCCCACAUCCCAUACCAGGAACUGAACAGUCAGGAGAAAAAAAGGAAUCUCUUGUUGGCAUUUGAAGCAGCUGAAAGUGUAGGCAUCAAGCCCAGCCUGGAACUCAGUGAGAUGCUGUACACGGAUCGGCCUGACUGGCAGAGUGUGAUGCAGUACGUGGCUCAGAUCUACAAGUACUUUGAGACAUAAACAGACCCAACAGCAGUAGCUGCCGCUUGGCCGAGGUUUGUCCUGGUAGUGCCUGCUCACUGUCCACCACACCUGCUGUGCCCACCGCCUGGCUGGCUGGAUUUCCAAGGAAGGCUCACGCCAAGUGGACCAGCACUCCAUCGAGAAGCAGAGCUGGCCCCACCUCAGAUGCAAAUGUGCCUGGAGCCUAUGCUCAGGACUCCUUGCUCCCAAUGGGAAGGUUCUAGAGAUGCAGGCCCCACUUCUCACACACUGGGUCCCCAAACCCAGGCCCUCUUCUGUGAGAGUCCAGAGUGUUGCCAGGCCCGUCUGCUGUCCACACAUGGCCUCCAUGCACACAAGCAGCGCUUCAGUCACCUUAUCUUUCCUCCUUCUUCUCCUCCCCCUUUACUAGGACGUCUCUGGCUUUGCUCCAUUCAAAACUUUGUCCUUGCCAGCUGCCUACCCCUCAAAUAAAACAACACCCAGCAAAACAGACAAACAAAAGCAGCUUUCGCUUCUUAGCAACCUGCAAACACAUGGACCAGGGAAGUAGUGUGCUCAGCUCUAGGAAGCCGAGGACUUAAUGACACUGCAUCCCUCUCACUGUCCCUAUUUGGAUGCCUUGCUGAGGGCCCACGGGAGGCCAGCCAGCUUGCACGUUAACCACACACCCUGAGUGCAGCACUGGUGUCCUGGCUGGUGGGAGCCAUGACCAUUGUCCACAGUACCUUCCGCCCCGCUAUUUAUU
Messenger RNA from Acomys russatus (golden spiny mouse), 4055 nucleotides. It is a transcript of the gene Specc1, whose product is annotated as sperm antigen with calponin homology and coiled-coil domains 1. Gene Ontology annotation, biological process: actin cytoskeleton organization. Gene Ontology annotation, cellular component: microtubule organizing center; filamentous actin. NCBI's taxonomy places the organism in Eukaryota, Metazoa, Chordata, Mammalia, Rodentia, Muridae. Gene Ontology annotation, molecular function: protein binding. The record is from RefSeq and is a predicted model, not a curated record.